Molecule: messenger RNA, 1261 nt
Organism: Seminavis robusta
Lineage: Eukaryota; Bacillariophyta; Bacillariophyceae; Naviculales; Naviculaceae
Source: the annotation of a GenBank genome assembly
GCCAGGCGUCAGGCAGGAGCUCAGUUCUUCAUAAAAUCAUAGUGAAGGAUUCAAUCAUACAAUCGCAGUGAUAUACUAUAGCUAGCUACAGGUAGUGCCUACUAGUAGAUCAACAACAAAGCCAUGAAGCUUGCAACCGCUAUUGUAUCUCUUUUGUCAGCAGCCUCAGUAGCUGCCGAUGGGACCACACACAUCCGUCGCUCCCGUCGACUAAACCAGGACUCCUCUUGCUUGGAGAUCACCGCCCUAGGUGUGCUAGGAGGACCUGUCACCGACAUGGGCUUGGCUCAGUCCUCCACUCUCAUCACAUACGGAACUGUCAACGAUAACUGCACUAGUGGUGUCAAGCUCCUGUUUGACAUUGGUCGUGGCGCAGUCACCAAUCUUUCAAAGAAGUGGAACUUUGGAACCAAGGAUAUCGAUGCCAUCUUUAUCACACACAUCCACAGCGAUCAUGUCAAUGACUUGAGCAUCUUCUUGCAAAAUCUAUGGCAUUUCAACGGAAACCCAGUUGAUAUUGUUUGUGCUCAGGAUGCCCUAGUCACCGCCAGCGAUGGCAGUAGUCGAACCAUGAGCUGCCAACAGCUCAUCGAGCACAUUGAUGACCCUUUUACAGCAUCAGGGGAGAUUGCCCAACGAAAAGCAGAAAAUCCAGCCCGCAAUCCAGAGGGACCAUCUGGUUUGGCCAACACCAUUUUGUUUCCUCCAGCAGAAGAACCAGAACUUGUCUGGGAGUCGGGUGAUGUUCAAGUGAAAGCUAUUCGCACCAAUCAUGUCGGAGGGAGCGCAGCCUAUCGUGUUGACACCCCUGCUGGAAGUGUGGUGAUUUCAGGUGAUGCCAGCAAUGACAAUGGAGAUCCCAUUGCCCGUCCUUACUCUACCUCUGAUCAGGUUGAGCUACUUGCCAACGGUACUGACGUUCUUGUUCAUGCAGUCAUCCAUCCCACAGCACUACAAUCGGCUCCUGGUGAACCCGGACUGCCUGCGGCCAUCUACAAUCGCCAAAGCACUGCAGAAGAUGUGGGAGCCAUGGCACAACGUCUCGGAGCAGCUGGUUUGAUUCUCACUCACCAAAUCCCUACUGUUGGGUCCAACCGAUUCCAGAAUCCUCUCAACAAGAACGACUAUCGCAAGAUCAUUGCAGAUGCUGGAGGUUACACAGGAAAAAUACUGGUUGCCACUGACAUGGACAGUGUCCGCAUCCCCAAGAAUCAAUCUUAAGUAUAUUUAAAAUAAUACUGGCUGCAUGCAUGACUAUGGA